Molecule: messenger RNA, 2486 nt
Organism: Neltuma alba
Lineage: Eukaryota; Viridiplantae; Streptophyta; Magnoliopsida; Fabales; Fabaceae
Product: FRIGIDA-like protein 4a
Exons: 4
Coding region: 540-2102 (520 amino acids)
Source: RefSeq, a predicted model, not a curated record
ACUUAAUAUAACUCCUUUGCUGCAAGUUAAUUCAGUUGUAGGCCAGAAUUAACUGGAACUUGCACUUGUUUGUUCCUUAAACUGAAACAGAACAGCACUAAUCUGGGCAAUGGGUGAGGGCUUUUGGAGUUUAUCUGAUACUACUUCCGUCAGAAGUUUGGUCAAUGUGGUCCAGAAAAAGAAAAGAAAAUAAGGAGUCUGAAACAAAGGAAUAUAUUAGGAUAAGAUGAUUUAUACAGUAACUGAUCUGGUUUCAUAUGAAAAGUCAAUUAAGUAGCUUGUGGAAGCGACGAGAAAGCCAGAGUCAUUGUCAUUGAACAACAGCCCUUAUUUUUGACGAAGCUACAAGAACACCCCACAAGGCGUAGCCCACUUUGCAUCAGUAUCACUACUAAACUGGCGAUGACGGUAGUACUUCGUCGCAGUUCAUUCAUUUAAUGUCAUCUUGCUCAGUGGAACUGGGAACGGAGUGUCCCGAGGAUAAGGUUUGGGGUUUUGUCUCCAGAUGUGACCACUGAAACGCUAAAAUCAAUCUAUCAAUGGCGAGUCAGCUUGCAACAAGCACAAACAAAGUCCAGAAAUUCUUCGACGACCUCGAAGCACGCAGGUCUAUUAUCUCCACUUGCACCCAGGUGUUUACGAACCUAUCGAAACAUUUCUCUUCCCUGGAAGCUUCAAUCUCCCAGAAAUCCCAAUUGAUAGAUUCAAACUUUGAAGCUCUGGAAUCCCAUGCAAACAAGACUCACGAAUCCCUCGAUCACCGCGAGAAUUCUAUUCCAGAACGCGAGUCCGCUGCGGCCGCGCGAAUUGAAGAACAAAAGGAAGCAGCUUUGGCCGACUUCGCUAAACCAAUUCCCGCAAAUGUUGAAUUGUCUGAAACCCUGAAGUCUCUCUGUCGUAAAAUGGAUUCUUCAGCGUUGUUGAGGUUCAUCGUAUCUAGGCGUAAAGAAUCAGCGUCGUUGAGAGCCGAGAUAGUGCAGGCCAUAGCGGAGGCGGUGGACCCUCCAAGAUUGGUCUUGGAUGCGGUGGAAGAAUUUCUAAAUAGCAAAUCGGCAAAAUCUGGGGUCACUGAUAAGCGAUGGGCUUGUGGGAUUUUGAUUCAAGCAUUGUUUCCGGAAACUAGUUCUGCAGGCAAGUCGCCAGAAUUUUGCAGAAGAAUGGUUGGCAGAGCAGCUGACUUGAUAGAGUUGUGGAAAGGGCAGAUGGAUGGUAUUUCUGAAGACGGCGCUGUCGGUGCAGCCGAAGCGGUGAUGUUUCUUCAGAUGGUAGUAGGUUUCAGACUACGUCGGAGCUUUGAUGAGGAGUAUUUGAGAAAGAUGGUCAUGGAGUUUGCGUCGAGAAGGGAUAUGGCAAAGAUUGCAUCUGCAUUAGAAUUCGGGGAGAACAUGGGAGAUAUAAUAGAUGAACUCGUUAAAAAUGGCAAAGAGGUUGAAGCUGUCUAUUUUGCUUCAGAAUCUGGCUUGACUGAAAGGUUUCCCCCCAUUAAUCUGCUCAAGUCCUAUCUGCGGAACUUCAAAAAGAAUGCUACCACCUUAUCAAAGAGUGGAAACCACAGUCAGGCUGCAUUGGAUGAAUCAAGCACUCUGGAGUUAAAUUCCAUCAAGGCUGCGAUCAAAUGUAUAGAAGACCACAAACUGGAAUCAGAAUUCAACCUUGAUAGUUUGAGGAAACGAGUUGCUCAUCUGGAGAAAUCCAAGGCUGAGAGGAAAAAGAGUUCGUUUGUGGGGAAUAAAUCUCAUAAGCGGGCCUAUGGAUCAAGCAGCGGUCGAGGUGUUGGAUCGAGCUCUUUCCGGCCGGCUAAAGCAGCAAAAUUUAAUUCAUACCCAUCUUUGAAUAGGAGGAACCCACCAGCUCCUCCACAACCCAGCCCUGUUUCAAGAUUUUCUGGAUCAUUCAAUUACCCCAGCCAGACUGUCUAUGAUGGUCCUACAGCUAAUCCUUAUGCAGCUGCUUAUGGAGCUCCUCAUAGUCAAAGCCCUGUUGGAUUAACUCAACAUCAUUACUCGCUUCCUAGUGCUUCCUUUGGAGCUCAGACUAACUACGGCAUAUAUGAUUAUGGAAAUGCCGCUCCACCUGCCUAUCAACCACCAUUUACACACUAGACCAGAAAAUCACAAGUUAGCGAUACUUUUUGUUUUCCUGUAGUUUGAAGAAUAUCUUAAAUUAUAUCCCUUCUCAAUGACUCCGGAGUUCAAUCUUUUUCCUUUCCAUUCUUUUUUAACUGUUGCUAUAUGAUUAACAGAGUUUCUAGGGAGGUCGAGGUCCUGAAGUUUCAGCCAGCUUCAAACUCUAUUGGAAUUAGAAUUUAGAUGUUAAAAGCUGUAGCUACUAAAUUACAUUGUAUUCCAUCUAUAAUGAUGAUGACGACGACGACGACGACAAUAUGACGAUGCUCGAAUGUGAUUGCCAGUACCCCAAUACCUCGAUAUUUGAUCAAGAUAUCAAAAAAUAAUAGAUCUGAUGGCAUAGGCAUGCCUUUUGACCAA